AUGAAGCUUGCCACGAUCCUCUCGUUCGCCGGUGCAGUGGCUGCACUUCCGGCCGCUAGGAACGAUGUAUCCGCCCGAGCUUCCUACUCGAAGGUGGAUGGUCUCAAGUUCAACAUCGACGGUGUUACGAAAUAUUAUGCCGGCACCAACAGCUACUGGAUUCCUUUCCUAACCAACGACAAUGAUGUGAACGUAAUCAUGGGUCAUUUGGCUACUUCCAAGCAGAAUAUACUGAGAGUUAACGAUGUCACAUCCAUUCCCAGCUCUGGCACCGUGUAUUUCCAGUCUUUCUCCGGCUCAACAGCAACCAUUAACACUGGCGCCAACGGUCUCCAGCGCCUGGACGCAGUCGUAAAGGCUGCCGAGAAGAACGGCAUCAAGCUCAUCAUCAACUUCGUAAACAACUGGACUGACUACGGUGGCAUGGCAGCUUACUUCUCCGCCUGCGGCGUCAGCAGCAACGCUCAAUGGUACCAGUCCACUAAAUGCCAGGCCAUGUACCAAGCAUACGUCGAGGCCGUGGUCUCUCGCUAUCGCACCUCGACUGCUGUCUUUGCCUCGUCCAACUACGUCCGCUCCCUCGACUCAGACCAUAUGAUUGCUAUCGGCGACGAGGGUUUCGGUCUCACUGGCGAUGGCUCGUACCCUUACCAGUUCGGCGAGGGUCUUGAUUUCGCCGCUAACCUCGCACUGCCCAACGUCUCCUUCGGCACCUUCCAUCUCUAUCCCGAAAGCUGGGGUACAACGAACGACUGGGGUAGUGCGUGGAUCACUGCGCAUGGCGCCGCAUGCGAGAAAGCUAACAAACCCUGUUUGCUGGAAGAGUAUGGAGUGGAAGUUGCCGCUGACCAUUGCCCAGUCGAGAGCGAGUGGCAGGCGACCAGCUUGGGUCUCAAAGAUGCAGGUAUGGCUGCAGAUUUGUUUUGGCAGCUCGGUGAUACAAUUCCCAGUACGGGAGCGCUGACAAGCAAUGAUGGGAAUACCAUCUACUACAACAGCUCGGAUUGGACGUGUCUUGUCACAGACCAUAUCAAGAAGAUUGGUUGA
Molecule: messenger RNA, 1047 nt
Organism: Ascochyta rabiei
Lineage: Eukaryota; Fungi; Ascomycota; Dothideomycetes; Pleosporales; Didymellaceae
Product: Mannan endo-1,4-beta-mannosidase
Exons: 4
Coding region: 1-1047 (348 amino acids)
Molecular function (GO): hydrolase activity, hydrolyzing O-glycosyl compounds
Source: RefSeq, a predicted model, not a curated record